AUGUUCCGCUCAAGCAUCGUCCGCAACGCCCGCCUCUUCAGCACCAACGCGCGCUUCCAGAAGUCUGCCGUCGACACCAUCAAGGAGGCCGCUCAGGCAGUCGACAGAACCAUCUCCGACGCCGCCGUCAAGGGCAUCGAGACCGGUGAGCAAGCCGCCGCCUCAAUCAAGUCCGCCGCCGGUGUGAACGCCGCCGAAGCCAAGGGCACCGCCAACAAAGUCGCCGGCCAAGCUUCAGGCAAGGCCUCCGAGAUCUCGGGUCAAGCCAAGGGCGCCGCCAACAACGCCUCCGCCUCUACUCCCACUUCGGGCCAAGUGCAGGGAAAGGCUUCCGAGUUGAUGGGUCAGGCACAAGGCAAGGCCUCUGAGCUUGCUGGCCAAGCAAAGGGCGCUGUCAACGAGGCCACUGGC
Molecule: messenger RNA, 411 nt
Organism: Aureobasidium namibiae CBS 147.97
Lineage: Eukaryota; Fungi; Ascomycota; Dothideomycetes; Dothideales; Saccotheciaceae
Exons: 2
Source: RefSeq, a predicted model, not a curated record